This is a messenger RNA of Parasteatoda tepidariorum (common house spider), 1287 nucleotides long. Its product is annotated as dermonecrotic toxin StSicTox-betaIB1i. Gene Ontology annotation, biological process: lipid metabolic process. Lineage: Eukaryota; Metazoa; Arthropoda; Arachnida; Araneae; Theridiidae. Gene Ontology annotation, molecular function: phosphoric diester hydrolase activity. The record is from RefSeq and is a predicted model, not a curated record.
GGGAUUUAAUCAUUUUGUAUUAUCUCUAAUGUUAACUAAAGCUGAAUAUUUCUAAAGAAAACUUCAGACCUUUACCAGAAGAGCUACACAGGAAUUCAUAAGAACUGGAAAGAGGAUUGGAGCAUUUCAGUCUUAUUGGAGCAUUAGGAAUACAGAGGGUCGUAGGAAGAUAAAUAAAAGAAUGGUCUGGAAUUUGUUGAUUUUGUUUAUAUUAAAGGUAGUCACAAGUGCUGAAGAUAAUAGAAGGCCCAUUUGGAAUAUUGCUCAUAUGGUAAAUACAUUGGGAGAAGUAGAUAGUUACUUAGACCAAGGAGCAAAUGGUUUGGAAUUCGACGUGUACUUUGAUGGGGAAAAUCCAGUUAUUACCUACCAUCCUGUUCCAUGCGAUUGCUUUAGAACUUGCAUGCUGCGGGAGAAGCUAGACACCUAUUUAGAAUACAUGCGGGAUAUUACAACGCCCGGUAGUCCAAAAUAUCGAAAGGAAUUGGUUUUCCUCUUUAUGGAUCUAAAAGUAAGUUCUAUAGGUGCAGGAAGUUUGAAGCAUGCUGGAGAAAAUAUUGCUAAAAAAUUGUUAGAUAUUUAUUGGCAAAAUGGAGAAGCAGGAGGGCAAGCAUUUAUUUUAGUGUCGUUGCCCUAUGUAAGUCACAUUGAGUUAUUUCAUGGUUUUCUCGGAACGCUGGAAGAAAGGAAUGCCACAUUUAGAAAAGAUAAAAUAGGUUUUGAAUUUUCUGGCAACGAAGAUUUAAAAACAAUCGAAUACGUCCUACAGACUAACAAUGUAAGUAGCAAUAACUUCUGGCAAGGAGACGGUAUUACCAAUUGCCUCCCACGUGGCACAUACAGACUCAUAGAUGCCAUCAACUCACGGGAUUACAAGGAAAAAAGUUACAUGUCAAAAGUAUACUGGUGGACAGUCGAUAAAAGUAGCACAAUGCAGAGAAUUUUAAGAUUAGGCGUGGAUGGUAUGAUUACAAACCAUCCUGACAGACUGGUAGAGGUGUUAAAAGAUAGUGAAUUUGCAAGCACCUUUCGGCUAGCAAGCAUAGAAGACAGCCCUUGGACAAAACAUCCAGCAGAAAAGACUUAUUAUCGGCAUAAUUGCACAUCCCUGCCUACCGAAGAGGAAGUUCUGUACAAUAUUUAAUGCUUUUAAGCGUAUAUUGAUGGCAAUGUAUAAAAUGCCGGUAUUUGUUACAAUUCUGGAACUGCUUUUGCAGUUUUGGGGACCAUAUAAUAAUUUAUCAUUUAAUUAUGGUAAAAAUGUUAUACGCAUUAAAUAAUUUAAUA